CUGCCUUAUCCUUUUGAACAGGUUGUGCACCCCUCCCACAGCUGCUCCCUUCUCCAGGGAAUUGCCCUUGGCUUCAGGAUUAGAACCUCCCUCCCUCCCGUCCCCCUAGCUCACAGCCAGUAACUGAAUGAGGAGGGGCAGCCUUUUGCUUUAAGGUGGGACCCACUGUCAACCCCACCUUGCUCCCCUCACUUCCUCUCCUGAGGAAAUCACAUGCAUCCAGAUUGAGAAAGUCAAAGAUACACUUACAUAUAACUUAAUGAUCCCAUACCUGGGUAUACACUGGCAGAGAUGAAGUCUUAUGUUCACACUAAGCCUGCACGCAAAUGUUUGUAGCAGCUCUAGUCAUGAUUGCCCAAACCUGGAAACAGCCCAGAUGUCUUUCGAUGGGUGGACGGAGAAACAGACCAUGGAUGCCAGUCCAUGCAAUGGGAUACUGCUUGGCGAAUAGAGAGAGAACUACUGAUAUGCACAGUCAACUUGGAUGAGUCUCAAAGGCAUUAUGUUGAGUGAGAGAAGCCAAUCUCAAAGGAUUGCAGCCCACCUAUAGCUAUGGAGACCAGUGUGGUUGUCAGGGGGAGCCCCUCAACUUUGGCCAGAAUGGAGCAGCCCAAGGGGGUCGACUGGACAGUCAUCAUCCUGACAUGCCAGUACAAGGAUAGUGUCCACGUCUUCCAGAGAGAGCUGGAGGUGCGCCAGAAGUGGGAGCAGAUCCCUCCCGGGACGCUGUUACUGGCUGUGGAGGACCCUGAGACGCGUGUGGGCAGCGGGGGAGCCACCCUCAAUGCCCUGCUGGUGGCUGCCGAACACCUGAGUGCCCGGGCAGGCUUCACGGUGGUGACAUCUGAUGUCCUGCACUCGGCCCGGAUCCUUAUCCUGCACAUGGGCCGAGAUUUCCCUUUUGAUGACUGUGGCCGGGCCUUCACCUGCCUCCCGGUGGAAAAACCCCAGGCUCCAGUGGAGGCCGUGGUCUGCAACCUGGACUGCUUGCUGGACAUCAUGAGCCAUCGGCUGGGCCCAGGCUCCCCACCAGGUGUGUGGGUUUGCAGCACCGACAUGCUGCUAUCUGUUCCUCCGAACCCAGGGAUCAGCUGGGACAACUUCCGGGGAGCCAGAGUGAUUGCCCUUCCAGGGAGCACGGCCUAUGCCCGGAACCAUGGUGUUUACCUCACUGACUCCCAGGGCUUCGUGUUGGACAUUUACUACCAGGGCACCGAGGCAGAGAUACAACGGUGUGCCAGGCCGGACGGGCGGGUGCCGCUGGUCUCCGGGGUCACCUUCUUCUCUGUGGAGACUGCCGAGCACCUCCUGGCCACCCAUGUGAGCCCGCCCUUGGAUGCCUGCACCUACAUGGGCUUGGACUCUGGAGCCCGGCCAGUCCAGCUGUCUCUCUUUUUCGACAUCCUGCUCUGCAUGGCCCGGAAUGUGAACCGGGAGAACUUCCUGGUGGGGCAGCCCCCGGAGAUGGGGCAAGGUGACUCGGACGUCGCGGGUUAUCUGCAGGCUGCCCGGGCUGAGCUAUGGAGGGAGCUUCGUGAUCAGCCCCUCACCAUGGCUUAUGUCCCCGACGGCAGCUACAGCUACAUGACCAGCUCGGCCAGUGAGUUCCUGUGCAGCCUCACGUUCCCAGGGGCUCCCAGGGCCCGGGUAGUGCACUCCCAGGUGGAGGAGCUGCAGCUCCUGGGCGCUGGGAGCUCUGUGGUCAGCUGCCUGCUGGAGGGCCCUGUCCAGCUGGGUGCUGGGAGUGUAUUGCAGCACUGCCACCUGCAGGGCCCUGUUCACAUCGGCCCUGGCUGCCUCGUGAGUGGCCUGGACACGGCGCAGUGCGAGGCCCUGCGUGGUUUGGAGCUGCAUGACCUCGUCCUGCAGGGACACCACGUGCAGCUACAUGGUGCUCCCGGCCGUGUCUUCACCCUUGUUGGCUGUCUGGACAGCUGGGAGAGACAGGGGACAGGAACAUAUCUCAACAUGUCCUGGAGUGAAUUCUUCCAGAAGACAGGCGUUCGAGACUGGGAUCUGUGGGAUCCAGACACUCCCCCUGCAGAGCGUUGCCUUCUUAGUGCCCGCCUCUUUCCCGUGCUCCACCCCUCGAGGGCCUUGGGGCCCCAGGACUUGCUGUGGAUGCUGCACCCCCAGGAGGAUGGGGGCAAGGCCCUAAGGGCCUGGCGGGCCUGUUGGCGUCUGUCCUGGGAGCAGCUGCAGCCGUGCCUGGACCGGGCUGCCACACUGGCGUCCCGCCGGGACCUGUUCUUCCGGCAGGCCCUGCGGAAGGUGAGGCAUGUGCUGGAGGCCCGGCAGGACCUCAGCCUGCGCCCACUGAUACGGGCUGCUGUCCGAGAGGGCUGUCCUGGGCCCCUGCUGGCCACGCUGGACCACGUUGCAGCUGGUGCGGGAGACCCUGGUGUGGCAGCCCGGGCCCUGGCCUGUGUGGCCGAUGUCCUGGGCUGCAUGGCAGAGGGCCAAGGAGGCUUACGGAGCGGGCCAGCUGCCAACCCUGGGUGGAUGCGGCCCUUCUCGUACCUGGAGUGUGGAGACCUGGCGGGGGGUGUGCAUGCACUUGCCCAGGAGCGGGACAAGUGGCUGAGCAGGCCAGCCUUGCUAGUGCGAGCUGCCCGCCACUACGAGGGAGCCGGGCAGAUUCUCAUCCGCCAGGCUGUGCUAUCAGCCCGGCAGUUUGUGUCCACGGAGCCAGCAGAGCAGCCAGCUCCUGGACAGUGGGUGGUGGCUGAGUGCCCGGCUCGGGUGGAUUUCUCUGGUGGCUGGAGCGACACGCCACCCCUUGCCUAUGAGCUCGGUGGGGCAGUGCUGGGUCUGGCCGUGCGAGUGGAUGGCCGCCGGCCCAUCGGGGCCAGGGCACGCCGCAUCCCAGAGCCCGAGCUGUGGCUGGCAGUGGGGCCUCGGCAGGACAAGAUGGCCCUGAAGAUAGUGUGCUGGAGCCUGGAUGACCUGCAAGAUUACUGCCAGCCCCAUGCCCCAGGGGCUCUGCUGAAGGCAACCUUCAUCUGUGCGGGGAUCGUGCAUGUCGGCUCCAAGCUUUCGCUGCGAGAGCAGCUGCUGCACGCCUUUGGGGGAGGCUUUGAGCUGCACACCUGGUCGGAGCUGCCCCAUGGUUCUGGUCUUGGCACGAGCAGCAUCCUGGCAGGCGCAGCCCUGGCUGCCUUGCAGAGGGCCGCGGGCCGGGUGGUGGGCACUGAGGCCCUGAUCCAUGCGGUGCUGCACCUGGAACAGGUGCUCACCACAGGAGGUGGCUGGCAGGACCAAGUGGGUGGCCUUAUGCCUGGCAUCAAGGUGGGGCGCUCCCGGGCUCAGCUGCCGCUGAAGGUGGAGGUGGAGGAGAUCACUGUGCCUGAGGGCUUUGUCCAGAAGCUCAGUGACCACCUGCUCCUUGUGUACACCGGCAAGACCCGGCUGGCACGGAAUCUGCUGCAGGAUGUGCUGAGGAGCUGGUAUGCCCGGGUGCCUGCCGUCGUGCAGAACGCCCACAGCCUGGUGCAGCACACUGAGGAAUGUGCUAAAGCCUUCCGCCAAGGGAGCCUGCCUCUGCUGGGCCAGUGCCUGACCUCAUACUGGGAGCAAAAGAAACUCAUGGCUCCGGGCUGUGAGCCCCUGGCUGUGCGACGUAUGAUGGAUGUCCUGGCCCCCCACGUGCAUGGCCAGAGCCUGGCAGGGGCAGGUGGAGGGGGUUUUCUCUAUCUGUUGACCAAGGAGCCGCGGCAAAAGGAGGCUCUGGAGGCUGUCCUGGCCAAGACUGAGGGCCUUGGGAACUACAGUGUCCACCUGGUAGAAGUGGACACUCAGGGCCUGAGCCUGCAGCUGCUGGGAGGUGAGACCUCAACCUGAUGCUCCUUCCCAGAAGGCUUGUCUCUCUGUCAGAGGAGAAAACCUGGAGCUACAGCAGCCCCACCUUUCCUUCCCCCAUGGGAGUGUUAGCCUUCUACUCUCUACCCACCCCUUUGUGAACCUGCUCCCAAAGGAAGCCAGCCAACGUGAGCUUGGGCCCAGCCCUUUCUGAAGCUUUGUGAAACAGAUGGUGCCUGGGAACAGGACUGUGACCUCCUGGUUGACGGCAGUCUAGGCCUAGCCUCUGCUCCAUCUGGACACAGGCGAGUCCUAAACUGAGUGUCCCAUGUGGCCUUUACAGAUCUCUGGCCCGCCUUGGGCCUUGGCCUCCUUACUCUCCAUGAGGGCCUGGAAAAAGGAUGACCAGCUUUAGGAGAUGGCUGCGGUCCUUUAGUAAGGCCAACCCUGAAGAGGCUCUUCGAGGCAUUUCCUGUGGCCUUCCUUAGAGGUCAGGCUUUUGCCUGAGAAGAGACUGUUCAACACUCAUUCCUAGGCUGACUUGAUGGGGGAGGGGGAACAGGGGUGUGGGUCCCUACUCUUGUUUGUGGCCAUGAGCCAGUGUGGUCUUACAGCAAGUCACUGCUAAUAGAGGCCUUAACCAUUAACACUACAGACUAUGCCACAUGACCCACUGCCUAUGGGCAGUCGAUUCUCAGGAUUGCAACCUUCUUGGAAUAAAUUUGCUCUGCCCUUCCA
This is a messenger RNA of Callorhinus ursinus (northern fur seal), 4536 nucleotides long. It is a transcript of the gene FCSK, whose product is annotated as fucose kinase. NCBI's taxonomy places the organism in Eukaryota, Metazoa, Chordata, Mammalia, Carnivora, Otariidae. Gene Ontology annotation, biological process: GDP-L-fucose salvage. The record is from RefSeq and is a predicted model, not a curated record. Gene Ontology annotation, molecular function: ATP binding; fucokinase activity.